AUGCCUGCAUCACCAAGUAGCACUUCUGUUGGCAAAGGUGAUUCCGGCAAAGUAGCUGGACCACGAUCAGCUGGUAGCGGCGGAGGCGUCCGUCAACGUAAAUCAGCUGCACCAGCACAUAGUCGACCUAGUGCUGGCGGUGGCGCAAGUGCAGGUGUUUGGCGUUUUUAUACUGAAGAUUCACCAGGUCUUAAAGUCGGUCCUGUACCUGUACUUGUCAUGAGUUUAAUCUUUAUUGCAAAUAUAAAUGGAUUCAUCACAUGUUCACUCUGUAAUGGAUACUUAAUUGAUGCUGCGACGAUACCAGAAUGCUUACACACAUUUUGUAAAACAUGCAUAGCGGCUUAUUUGGAUAAUGACGAAGAAGAUAAUACACGGUGUCCGAAAUGUGACUCUGUCAUUGAUCAUGUAAAUCCAUGGCGCGUAUUAGUGUUUGAUCGAACAUUACAGUCAAUAGCUUACAAAUUAGUACCACAUCUUUAUAAAGAAGAAAUCGAACGACAAAUAGCUUAUUAUAAAGAACGAGAUUUGCCAUAUCCACCAUCAUUAGUUGAAAAAUUACAAGAAAAACGUGAUGAAGAAGAACAACAAACAAUUCCGGCAAAUUCAGAUUUACAUAUUUAUGACGAUCAAGUAGCUAUUUGUAUUGAUACAAAAACAAGAGAUAUUGAAUCAUUUCCACGCAAGUUCAUUAUCUGUUCCAGUAAUGCAACUGUAACUCAUUUAAAAAAGUUGUUGGCCAAAAUGAUAUUUCAAGAUCCAUAUCAAUAUAGAAAAAUUGACAUCUAUCUCGAUGAUCAAAUUUUGGGUAAAGAUCAUACAAUGCGCUUCAUUUCAUUGACAAAAUGGCGUCAUAAAAUGCCGCCUAUUUGUUUAACAUACGAUGUAUCGCCGAUAUGA
Molecule: messenger RNA, 900 nt
Organism: Rotaria socialis
Lineage: Eukaryota; Metazoa; Rotifera; Eurotatoria; Philodinida; Philodinidae
Source: the annotation of a GenBank genome assembly